AUGGUCAGGCAUGCUGAAGUAAACGUAGAAUCCAAAGGUUAUAUAAGCUACGAGGUCAUAUGUUAUAAAUACUCAAUCUCUAUACCACUUCUCUUUUCCUUGAUUUCUAGGUCUUGGCGUAAUAUUCAUACAGAACGAGAAGUCUCAACUUCUUUUCUCAAAGCCAAAGACCUCUUUGCACAAGAUGCUCAUUCUCCUUCUAUUGUUCGGGUGACCUCCAAGGUUUAUAGAAGAGUUGCUCUCUACGAACCUGGCGAGUAUGUGGCAACACUGAAUUACUACAAUGGCACACAGACGGUUGCCAAUUGGCUCGUGCGGCCUCUCCAGCAGCAGAAGAGAGCCAAGAGCGUUAUCCUGUUCAUUUGUGAUGGAAUGACAACAAAUAUGAUCACUGCUGCACGCUUGAUUGGUCACAAGAGCAUCAAUGGCAAAUAUCACAAGUUUCCGGUUCUUGGACAUCAAAUGACACAUUCACUUGACAGCUACAUCACCGACUCCGUCAACAGUGCCUCGGCCUUGUAUUCGGAACACAGAAGUACAGUCAAUGCUCUGGGGGGUGUUGAGACGAUUGUCGAAAUUCUCACACGCAUAUGGGGAAGUGCAAUCGGUGUUGUUAGUACCGCUUUCAUUGCAGACGCAACUCCCAUCGCUCUCAAUGGACACACCAGACUUCGAUCCCAGUACGGAAAUCUGAUCGAUCAGGCGCUCCGCGGAGUGACCAAUUACACCUGGACACCAUUCUCGGGGCCUGAUGUUUUCUUUGGAGCUGGAGCUAAGCGAUUUAUUGCCGGUUCCAGAUCUUUCCAGGGCAAAGACUAUUACAACGAGUUUGCGAAUUCCGGGUACACCGUUUCUUUGAACAAGACAUCUUUACUCAAAGUGUCUAACGCUACCAAAGCUCUCGGUAUCUUCUGUACCUCCAAUCUCCAGUGUGGGAAUAAGAAGCCAGUUUUGGAUUUGCCAGGCCUGAAGGAGAUGACCUUGAAAGCUAUUGAUAUCCUUUACGCACGUGGAGGUGACAAAGGCUUCUUCAUGAUGUCUGAGGCUGCAUCUAUUGACAAGCACAUGCACACUCUGGACUAUCAUCGUGCGUUGGGUGAUUUGUUGGAGUUGGACGACACUGUCAAUGCAACUAAAUUGAAACUCGACCAAACUUUGAUUAUUGUGACUGCCGAUCAUGGCCACGGUUUCGUUGUCUUCGGAUCCGCUGAUACAAAAUAUCUCAGCUCAAAGUUCGAUGACCGAGAGAAGCGCAAUGCAAUCGUAGAGUAUACCAAUUCUGGUCUCAGUCAGUAUACCGUGACCAACGCCAGCAUUUCAUACAACACAGGAGCCAACUUUCCUGUCAACUGGAAUCCAAGAUACACUCUUGCUCAAGAUGUUGGUGCAAACCCUGAUCACAGAGAGAAUUAUCGUGUCCAUAAGUCAGGCCCCCGUCUUCCAGCGACCAAUGUCACAGGCUUUUCAAAUGACGAUUACUUUAUCUGCAGCAGUGAGGCACAAGGUGUUCAUUCCUUGACAGAUGUUCCCGUCUUUGCGAUGGGACCAUGCCAAGAACUCUUUGGCGGCGUCUAUGGAAACAUUGAUAUUUUCUUCAACAUGGCAAAUUGCUUGGGUCUGGCUAGACCGAAUAAUGCAACGGGUACAACGCCUUCCAAUGGCGCUCAGCGCGGGCUACGGGCCGGCAUGCUUGUGUUCCAGAUGGCAAUCGGAUGGGUUGCCUUAAGUAUUUGA
Messenger RNA from Mollisia scopiformis, 1734 nucleotides. Its product is annotated as alkaline phosphatase-like protein. The transcript has 8 exons. The record is from RefSeq and is a predicted model, not a curated record. Gene Ontology annotation, biological process: dephosphorylation. NCBI's taxonomy places the organism in Eukaryota, Fungi, Ascomycota, Leotiomycetes, Helotiales, Mollisiaceae. Gene Ontology annotation, molecular function: alkaline phosphatase activity. The coding region runs from base 1 to 1734 and encodes 577 amino acids.